Molecule: messenger RNA, 3839 nt
Organism: Pieris napi
Lineage: Eukaryota; Metazoa; Arthropoda; Insecta; Lepidoptera; Pieridae
Gene: NOS1
Product: nitric oxide synthase-like
Exons: 22
Coding region: 121-3702 (1193 amino acids)
Biological process (GO): nitric oxide biosynthetic process
Molecular function (GO): heme binding; NADP binding; flavin adenine dinucleotide binding
Source: RefSeq, a predicted model, not a curated record
UCGUGACUAUAGUCAGUCUGCUCCGAGUCUUACAGCCGUUUACAUAUAUAACAUGCUGCAACUAAUCACACAGUUAGUUCGGUGAAUCAAGUAAUCAUAACGUACAAAAAUAUUUUAAAAAUGGAAGGUGUUGACAAUGUUGAUAGAGUAAGUGUGAAUGGAAAUGGGUGUCCGUUUAGUGAUGUGAAUAGUGUAAAUGAGAAGAAAGUGAAACCGAACUUACGCUUGAAGGUUUCGCAACCUCUAAGACUGAAAAACCAUCAAUUUUCUGACGAGAACGUCGACACAUUACAUUCGCACAUCGAAGAUGUCACACAUUUUAACACAAAAUGUUCAGAGAAAGUUUGUCAAAGCAGUAUUAUGGACAUCCCGGCCCGUGGCAAUACCCACAGAAUGCCAGAAGAAGUGAUCAAAGAUGCAACGUUAUUUAUCAGACAAUAUUUUACAUCAAUACGACGAGAGAACACAGACGCUCACAUGAGAAGACUACAAGAGAUAGAAAAAGAAAUAAAUGCUAGCGGGACCUACCAAUUGAAGACGCCAGAACUGGUCUUCGGCGCGAAGUUAGCCUGGAGAAAUGCUGCUAGAUGCAUUGGGAGAAUACAGUGGAAAAAGUUACAGAUAUUCGACUGUAGAGAAGUGACCACAACGAGUGGGAUGUUCGAGGCGCUUUGUAAUCAUAUAAAAUAUGCAACGAAUAAGGGAAAUAUAAGGUCUGCAAUAACCAUAUUCCCUCAAAGAACAGAAGGAAACCAUGACUAUAGAAUAUGGAACCCACAGCUCAUCACGUACGCUGGGUAUAUUGAGCCGGACGGCUCAGUGCUGGGUGACCCAGCUAGAGUUGAGUUUACAGAGGUCUGCAUAAAACUAGGAUGGAAACCACCUCGAACUGCUUGGGAUAUAUUACCUUUGGUUCUCUCAGCUGAUGGAAAAGAUCCUGAAUACUUCGACAUUCCUCGUGAAAUAAUUAUGGAAGUGCACAUGGAACAUCCUCAGUAUGACUGGUUCAAAGACCUCGGUCUUCGCUGGUUCGCCUUACCAGCAGUUUCCAAUAUGAGCCUUGACUGUGGCGGCUUAGAGUUUACCGCCACAGCCUUCAAUGGCUGGUACAUGGGUACUGAAAUAGGUUGCCGGAAUCUUUGCGACGUAAAUCGACUUAACAUUAUUGAGUCCGUUGCACUGAAAAUGGGCUUAGACACAAGCUCCUACGUUUCUCUGUGGAAGGACAAAGCCUUAGUUGAGGUGAACAUCGCUGUAUUACACAGCUUUCAUCGAGACAAUGCGUCUAUAGUGGACCACCACUCUGCGUCAGAUCAGUUUAUAAAGCAUUUGGACAAUGAAAACAAAAGCAGGGGUGGGUGUCCAUCAGAUUGGAUAUGGAUUGUGCCACCGAUGUCUUCCUCGCUGACAUCAGUAUUUCAUCAAGAGAUGGCGUUGUAUCAUAUCAGGCCCUCGUAUGACUAUCAAGAACCACCUUGGAAGACCCACCAGUGGGCCAACUCCGACGGUAACAAGCCUCGAAGGAAGUUCCACUUCAAGCAAAUUGCGCGAGCUGUCAAGUUUACUUCGAAACUAUUCAGCCAAGCUCUGUCUAAGCGUAUCAAAGCAACUAUUCUGUAUGCGACGGAAACAGGCAAAUCUGAACAGUAUGCUAAGGAGUUAGGAACUAUAUUUGGAUACGCGUUCAACGCACAGGUCCAAUGUAUGGCAGAUUACGAUAUGUUUUCGAUAGAGCACGAAACGCUCCUUCUUAUCGUAACUUCAACUUUCGGCAAUGGCGAGCCACCUGCGAACGGCGUUACUUUUGCUGAACAUCUAUUUCAAAUGCUGUAUAAUGAGAAGAAGAAUCAAAAUGAGCAGUUGGACAGUGCAGGUUACAAGACCCCAACGCCAAAGUCUUUAAUGAGGGCAAACAGUGUGAUGACACCGCGCAAUGAAUACAAGAGGCAGUUAUCUCGAUUGGAGUCCAGUCGAAGUAAUAAUGAAUACAAGCGAUCACUGACACGGCUGGAAUCUAAUAAAAGUAGUCUUGGGGGAACGUCAACAGCAGAACACAUUGGACCAUUAAGUAACGUAUGCUAUGCAGUUUUUGCGCUAGGGUCUAGCGUGUAUCCGAAAUUCUGUUUCUUUGGUAAAACAGUUGACAGAGUUCUAGAAGAUCUUGGAGGUGAGAGGCUGUUAGACAUAAAUUGUGGUGAUGAAAUGUAUGGACAAGAACAACAAUUUAAGACCUGGUCGUCAAAUAUAUUUCAUAUUGCAUGUGAAACGUUUUGUAUAGAAGAAAAUGACACCGUUAAAAAUGCACGAAAAUCCUUCGGAGCAAUCCCAAUUACCAAAGACACAGUAAGGUUUAGUAAUGUUGAUAAAAAUGUGCCAAUAAUAUCAGCGCUGGAACAGAGUUAUAAGAAGACACUGAUAGCCUGUGAAGUACAGGAAAAUAAGCCUUUAGGAGACUACUCAUCAGAUCGAGCCACUAUUUUUGUAGAUAUGAAAGUCGAUAUUGAGUUAAAAUAUGAACCAGGAGAUCACAUAGGAAUAAUGGCUUGUAACAGAGAGGAAAUCGUAAACACUAUAUUAUCAAGACUGAAAGAAAGUGAUGCGUUUGAAAAACCAGUACAACUUCAGGUGAUGAAGGAAACCCUCACUCCCAUGGGUGCAAUAAAAACAUGGGAGAAACAUGAACGCCUACCAGCUGUCUCAGUACGGGAUUUAUUUACUAGAUUCCUAGACAUAACAACCCCUCCGUCCACCAAAGUUUUGAAGUACUUGGCGAGUGUGUGUAGCGAUAAAAGUGAUGCAGAAUGUCUGACAGAAUUAAUCGAGGACUCAAACAAGUAUGACGACUGGAGAUAUCAUUUCUAUCCCAAUCUAGCUGAGGUACUACAGCAAAUACCAUCAUGUCGUCCUCAGGCGUCUCUGCUUGCCGCAUUGCUGCCUCCGCUUCAGCCAAGAUUCUAUUCUAUCUCUUCCUCACCGUUGGCACAUCCAAACAGGAUACACGUGACUGUCGCCGUGGUCAUAUAUAAAACACAGAAUGGAGAAGGCCCGACACAUUAUGGUGUGUGUUCAACGUAUUUACAAAGUCUAAAGCCGGGUGAUGAAGUCAUCGCGUUUAUAAGAAGGGCCCCAAACUUCCACAUGCCAUCCGACACAUCUGUUCCUCUCAUAUUGGUGGGGCCCGGAUCCGGCAUAGCCCCCUUCAGGGGGUUCUGGCACCAUCGAAGGCAUCUCAUACAAAACAACAACGUGAAGGACCAUGGACCUAUGUGUUUAUUCUUUGGGUGCCGAUAUAGAGGAAUGGACUUGUAUAAGGACGAAAAGCAAGAAGCUAUUAAAGAUGGCGUUUUAAAUAAAGCCGUGGUCGCCUUUUCAAGAGAGCCUGUAAAUAAGAAACACGUACAAGCACUUCUAGAAGAUGAAGGUGCUGAAAUAACAACUAUGCUUCUUGAGCGAGGAGGUCAUUUCUACGUAUGCGGAGACUGUAAAAUGGCUGAAGAAGUUCAACAGAAACUCAAAGAAAUCAUCAGAACACACGGAAAACUAUCAGAUACAGAAGUCGAUGAUUUUAUGUUAUUUUUAAUGGAAGAAAAUCGUUAUCAUGAAGACAUCUUCGGUAUAACAUUACGAACGUCCGUCGUCCAUACCGCAUCACGGGAAACUGCCAAAAGAUCGAGACUGGAAUCUGGUCAAUCACAGACAUAACUACCGAAUAUUGUUCUUAAUUUAAAUUCGCAUAUUUUGAGGCUCGGUGACGAAAAGUUAAAACUAGUUGUAUUCAGCUUAGAUAGUUUUGUUCGCUUUGAAAUUACAUAUUUAAAUUGUAAAACGUGAGUUCAAAC